Molecule: messenger RNA, 1929 nt
Organism: Eimeria acervulina
Lineage: Eukaryota; Apicomplexa; Conoidasida; Eucoccidiorida; Eimeriidae
Exons: 1
Coding region: 1-1929 (642 amino acids)
Biological process (GO): protein phosphorylation
Cellular component (GO): cytoplasm
Molecular function (GO): ATP binding; protein serine/threonine kinase activity
Source: RefSeq, a predicted model, not a curated record
AUGCUGUCAGGGGCUCUUGGUGAUACUUCUUCCCCUGCACACAGCAGUGCAGGUGUGUGGAGCGCCGUCCAUACAGAAGCUCCUUCUACGCCAAAUAAGCAGCUGCAGCAUCAUCCGCAGCAGCAGCAGCAUCAUCAGAAGCACCAAGAGCAGCAGCAGCCGCAGAUUCCUAUCGGGGAUCCUCAAGAGCAGUAUGGGGAGCAGCAGCAGCAUUUUGCGGGAAAUGAGGGGCAGGCGUUGCAUGCAAGAGACGCACAGCGGCGCCUCCUUAGGAAAAGAAACGCCUGGGCCUCUGCUUUUAGCCUUUUUCUCGCUCUUCUUCUACUCAGUCAGGUAGCGGGUUUGCGACAGCAGCUGCUGCAACCAUCAGCUCCUCCUGUUGGUGAAGACGUAAAACAUGCUUUACCUGACCCAGAGAACCCUUCAGCGGAAGCAGCAGCAGCAGGUGAAGAGGGGCCCGGACGGGAAGAGGAGUUGCAGCAGGAAGCUGAACUCGAGCAGCAGGAGGAAGAGGAGCAGCAGCAGCAGCAGCAGCAGCAGCAGGAUUUUGAUUUACCCGCCGUUGGAUCUGAAGAAGAAAGACUUUCACCUGAAGUCUUAGAGGGAAAAGCCUUUUUAGCACGUGCUCUAUCAGAGCUGGAGUUAGUUCGUGCUGCAGAGCAGUGGCUACCUGCUGCAUCUCGUGAAGCAGAGAAAGCUGUUAGACAUCUUGCUGCUUUUUUGUCUGGGGGUGAGGAUUACAAUAUUGUAGGGAAGACGCUCCCACUGGAGUCGCUGAAACCCUUCAGAAGCAGCAGGAGCAGCAGCAGCAACAUCUCUGGAGAUGCAGCAGGUGCUGCAAGAUAUUUUACUGUUACUCGCUUCCUAGGCGAAUGGAAUUCAUCGAUUGUUUUAGAAGUGCGCGAUCAGCCUUCAAAUCAGCUGCUGGCUGUCGUUAUCCCCUUCGCAUCCAUAGACCCACCGAGCAAGAACAGCAGCAGCAGCAGCAGCAAGAAGGGGGCGAAGGAGGAUGCGAAUGCUGCUGCUGAUGAGUUAGCAGACCUUGUGGAGGAGUUUAAUGCAAUAGAAACAAGAGGUAUUGAAGCAGCUUUAGGGGAUAUGCCUGCUGCAGCAGCAGCAGACUUGAAAGGGUGGGCUGUACCGCUAGCCACCGGGUGUAUACAGGGGUUAGAGAGAGGUUUGUUUGCUUCGGGUGUAUAUAUAUCAGGAAAAGUGCAAAUAACAGAAAGAUAUCAUGGAGACUUAGAAGAAUUAAUAGCGAGCAGCAUAGAUAUCCCAUUAUCAGCAAAGAUAUAUUGUGCGCAGCGGCUGCUGCUGCAGGUGCUGCACUUGCAGCAGCAAGGAGUAACGCAUAACGAUUUAAAGCUGAGUAGCUGUUAUGUAAGAGCAGACGGUUCAUUUCUUCUAGGAGAUUUUACUUCAAGCAGCGUAGAUAAAGCUACAUUAAAAUAUCUUGCUGGGAUUACCCCUGCAUACGGCGAACCUGAGUUUCUGAAUGAGAUAUAUCAAGAGAUGGAGAAGGCAACAGUAGUAGCAGCAGGAAGAGGAGCAGCAGCAGAAGGAUUAGCAACAGCAACAGCAACAACAAUAACAACAGAAAGAAGUAAAAGAAAUAGAGGGACAGGAAAAGUUUCUGCGGAUUUAAAGUGCGAUAUUUGGAGUGUCGGGGUUUUAAUAUAUGAAUUGUUUACAGAGCAGCUUCCUUAUGAUAUUUCUCAAGGGGUUGCUACCCCUGAACAAAUGGAACCUGUUGUACAAAAUCUUAUUAAUGAAAACCCUUCUUCUAAAUCUAUUCUAAUUGAAUUAAAUAAAGCACAUGUACCCAAGAGGUGGGCAGAGCUCCUCGAACAAAUGCUGCAAGUUCGCAGAAAAAACAGAAUAGAUGCUGCAAAUAUUGCUAAACAUUUCUCUGAUCUCUUCGAAGGAUAA